AUGACAACCGCUAGUCAGAUCUCAGUGUUGCUUAUAACGCAACCAUGGCCAUAUGAACUUAACUAUGCCAAAAAGUUUGAAUUAACGUUUAAGCGAGAGCUUGAGAAGUUGGAGUGGGUAAGUUUUUGGCAUAACUAUCUGGUUUUAGUAGGUUUUUAUAUCGUAACAGUAUUUUUGUUACCUAUAAUGUAGUUUUGUUACCUAAAAUAUUAGAUUUAGUUUAAUUUAUUUAGAACGGAACAAUUCUCGAAACCUUCGAAAACUUCGACAAAUACGUUGGGGCAUGGUCGAUUUGGCCGCUUCUUGGUCGUCUCUACAGUCAAACCAAAGAAACUGACUGGCUGUUGAUUGCUGAGCCGUUUUCAGAAGUGGACUGGGCUGCUUUGAAGAGUUACACAGAAGGAUUGGAUCCAGAAACUGACGUGUUUCAAGGAAAAGGCUUAGAAGAUAAGGAACCGGUGAUUAUCCAUCACUUUUUCGGCUUCCAAGGACAGGAAAAGCCAUUGAAAUACCCGGAUUUUGGUGCUGGAGUGUUGAUUAGCAAAAUCUUUUUCAAAAAGUAAGUGGUUGAGUCUUAAAUUUUUUGAAGCAGUGGGAGCGUUUAGAGUUUUACAUUGGCGAUUUUUAGGCUUAUUGCGCAAUUUUAGGCUUAACAGAAAUAUUUUAGGCUUAAUAGGCAAUUUUAGGCGUAUCAUAUAUUUUUAGGCUUUUUACGCAAUUUUAGGCUUAGCACACAUAUUUUAGGCUUAUUACGCAAGUUUAGGCUUAGCCUCAUAUUUUAGGCUUAUUACGCAAGUUUAGGCUUAGCACAAAUAUUUUAGGCUUAUGUCGCAAGUUUAGGCUUAUCAAACAUUUUUUAGGCUUAUUACGAAAGUUUAGGUUUAUCACACAUGUUUAGGCUUAUUAGUCAAGUUUAGGCUGAGCACACAUAUUUUUAGACUUGGCACAUAUUUUUAGGGUUGGCAUUGUAUUGUAUCAUAAAGAUAUUGUUUUCAGAAUUGCUGAAGUUGCCGGGCAACACGAAAAAAACGACUUUACUAUUGAUGUCAAGUUUGAGGUAGGUUUUCGAAAAAACAUCUUUGAAAAGGUAAAAUACGGCAAUUGGUGGUUAACCAUCGAAUUAUAAAAAAAUUUCAGUUAGCCAAAUUCAUCUACGACAAUAUCGGCACAGAACUCGAAGAUAGCGACCGGUUUUGUCUGUCUGAUGGCCCACAAUGUAUUGUAAGGUACCGUGCUCCGAAAUACGACGCUACAGAAGAUGGUUGUAGUAAUGAAAUCACAAAGGAGAAUGUAUUUUAUGCUGUGAAGACGUACAAUGGCUACCAUAAGACGAGGGGUGAGGAGGUUUGGUCGAUUUUUUGAAAUUGUUUGGUAGGGUAGAGUGAGGUGGAUUAAGUAGGAUGGGGUAGAGUAGAGUAGGGUAGGGUAGGGUUACAUAGAGAUGAAUAAAGUAAGGUGGCGUUACGUAGGAUAGCAUAGUGUAUGCAACAAUAGAAUAGGUUACACUAUGGCAGGUAGAGUGAGCUAAAUAGAAGAAGAUAUUUUAGGCUAAGGUAGGGUAUGAUAGAGUGAUGUAGGGUAAAUUAGGGUAAUAUAAAGUCGGUGACUAUAGUAAAAUACGUUGUUUUUAACGUUUACGUUAUGUUUUCAGUGGUAUACGUGAAGAGAACAUGGGGCAAAGAGACCAAGUAUAUUGAAUUUUUCUCCGACACUGAUGAUUACUAUGUGCCAACCAUUGAUCUGAAGGUUCCCAACACUGAGAUUGGUAUGUUAUUAGGCGCUGACAUAAAGAACCCGCCAUUUUUUACAGGAAAUUACAGGAAAAGUAUGGCGGGUUCUUUAUGUCGGUACCUAAUGUUUUUGACUUUUGUCUUUAACUGAUAGUUUAAAUAUGAUAUGAUGUUUUACAUAGAUAUACCUUAAAAUGGCAUUUUUAAUAAGACGAGUUUGAAUUGAAGGACAUUGUUUUGGAAUUUUUGAUCAUUUUUAUUUAAAAUGUUGGCAUUUUAGGCUUUUUUAACCUAAAAUAUUGAAGUUUUAAGCCAUUUUUAGCUAAGGUAUUACUAUUCCAGUCUAUAUUGUGGUAAAGUAUCACGAUGAACCGCCAUUUUUUGAACUAAAACCUUUAUAUUUCAGGUCACUGCGGCAAAACCCUAGCAAUAAUCAAGCAUUACCUGAGUCAUGAAGAGGUAAAACAAGCUCCAUGGCUGGUAAUAGCUGAUGACGAUACCUUACUAAGUGUGUCACGUAUCCAUCGUAUGUUGAACUGUCUUCCAUCGACGAGUAAAGUAAUACUGGGCGAGCGAUACGGCUACGGAUUUGAUUGGGACGGCCUGGGAGGAUACGAUUACCCUACUGGGGGGUCGGCGUAGGUUUUUUUUGGGUAUUAUAGUACAGGGUGUCCAGAGAAAAGUGGAAGAAAGUUCAGGCUUUGUUCUCAAAAAAUAGAAGUCCAAAUUGGCUGAUUCUUUUUUGUUAGGCUUCUAAUAGCAUGCGGAUUUGUUCUGUAUGAUUUUUUUUGAUUAUUCGGGGGAGGCUCGGCGAAGACCGGCGGACGGUAUUUACAGUGUUUUUAAAGCUAUUUCAAAGCAUUUUGUAUUGCUACUCACGUUUUGGCUCUUUUUAAAUUUAAUUUUUUAAUUUUUACUAAAAUUUGGUACCAUCGGCGGAGAAAUUCGGCGAACGCCAUAACUCAGCCAAAUAUUGAUAUUUUUCUUCCAAACAAAAACCAACGUUUUUUAUGUUUGUUUGCCCUCAAAAUAAACUACAUUUGGUAAUUUUCAAACUUGUGCACAAAAAUCGGCGGAGGCCAUAACUUUGUUCAAAAUCAAUAUUUUGACUUCAAACAAAAAACAUUUUGCUUGUAUGGAAAUCUUCUUUAAAAUGAUAAAGUUUUACAAAAUUUAGUCAAAAACAAAAAAAUCGGCGGAGAGCCCGAUUAUCGGCGGAGACCAUAACUUCGUUCAAAGUCAAUAUUUGAACUUGAAGCAAAAACCAUUAUGUUUGUAUGGAAUUCUUCUUUCAAUUAAUAAAUUUUGAUAAAAUUUAAACAAAAAUUAAAGAAUCGGCGGAGAGCCCGUUUAUCGGCGGAGACUAUAAAUUUGUUCAAAGUCAGUAUUUUGAAUUCAAACAAAAACCAUUAGGUUUGUAUUCAAAUAUUCUCUAAAAUAAUAAAAUUUGAUUGUCUUAAAAUAAAAACUAAAGAAUCGGCGGAGAGUAUGUUUAUCGGCGAAAGACAUAAAUUUGUUGAAAGUCAAUAUUUUAAAUUCAAACAAAAAAAAUUAUGUUUUUAUGUAAUACUUCUUCAAAUUUGUAAAGUUCGGUAAACGUUAAAUUAAAACUAAAGAAUCGGCGGAGAUCACGUUUAUCGGCGGAUGCCAUAACUCUGUUCAAAGUCAAUAUUUUGACUUGAAACAAAAAUCAUUAUGUUUUUAUGGAGAUCUUUUUUGGUUUAAUCAGUUUUUACAAUAUUUAAACAAAAACGAAAGAAUCGGCGGAGAGCCCGAUUAUCAGCGGAGGCCAUAACUUUGUUCAAAGUCAAUAUUUUAGCUUCAAACAAAAAACGAUAUGUUUGUAUCUCUUGGUACAUAUUAGUUAAGUUAUUUAACUUUUACAAAAAAUUUCUUCUCGAUAAAAAUAAUGUUUCGGUCUCCUGACGUUAAAAGCAAAUGUGUAACGAAAUUUCAUUAUGUUAAAGAAGUACCACAUACAAACAUACUGUUUUUUGUUUAAAAGUAAAAUAUUGACUUUCAACAAAUUUAUGUCCUUCGCCGAUAAACAUACUCUCCGCCGAUUCUUUAGUUUUUAUUUUAAGACAAUCAAAUUUUAUUAUUUUAGAGAAUAUUUGAAUACAAACCUAAUGGUUUUUGUUUGAAUUCAAAAUACUGACUUUGAACAAAUUUAUAGUCUCCACCGAUAAACGGGCUCUCCGCCGAUUCUUUAAUUUUUGUUUAAAUUUUAUCAAAAUUUAUUAAUUGAAAGAAGAAUUCCAUACAAACAUAAUGGUUUUUGCUUCAAGUUCAAAUAUUGACUUUGAACGAAGUUAUGGUCUCCGCCGAUAAUCGGGCUCUCCGCCGAUUUUUUUGUUUUUGACUAAAUUUUGUAAAACUUUAUCAUUUUAAAGAAGAUUUCCAUACAAGCAAAAUGUUUUUUGUUUGAAGUCAAAAUAUUGAUUUUGAACAAAGUUAUGGCCUCCGCCGAUUUUUGUGCACAAGUUUGAAAAUUACCAAAUGUAGUUUAUUUUGAGGGCAAACAAACAUAAAAAACGUUGGUUUUUGUUUGGAAGAAAAAUAUCAAUAUUUGGCUGAGUUAUGGCGUUCGCCGAAUUUCUCCGCCGAUGGUACCAAAUUUUAGUAAAAAUUAAAAAAUUAAAUUUAAAAAAGAGCCAAAACGUGAGUAGCAAUACAAAAUGCUUUGAAAUAGCUUUAAAAACACUGUAAAUACCGUCCGCCGGUCUUCGCCGAGCCUCCGCCGAAUAAUCAAAAAAAUCAUACAGAACAAAUCCGCAUGCUAUUAGAAGCCUAACAAAAAAAGAAUCAGCCAAUUUGGACUUCUAUUUUUUGAAAACAAAGCCUGGACUUUCUUCCACUUUUCUCUGGACACCCUGUAUUAGGUGCCGACAUAAAGAACCCGCCAUUUUUUACAGGAAAUUACAGGAAAAGUAUGGCGGGUUCUUUAUGUCGGCGCCUAAUACAUUAAGUAGAUGUAUGGGCAGGGGAGGGCGGGGGCUUUUGGUCUGGGGGCGGGGGUCGAAAAAUCCACAGCACGUUCAACUUUUUUCGAAAAUAUUUUGGGGGGGGGGGUUCUAUUUAUGACUUUUAGGUACAAGGCACCGUGUUCAGAUUGAGAUAGAGCUUCUGAUGCUAUUAAUUUAUGUUGUUAUAGGUUUGUAAUAUCAAGAGAAGCAGCCAGACAUUUAGCCGUGUCUUGCGAAUGCCCUCAACUUGAUUCUCCUGAUGAUAUGAUCAUUGGUAAGCUUUUUUUUUAAAAAUUUUUAAUUUUUGAUUUCAGAAGUAAUAAUGUUAUAUCACUCUUAAGGAGCCUGUGCCCGCCGCCUCCACAUCCCAAUCCUCCAUUCUCAAGCCUUCCAUCAAGCACAACGAAAAGAAUACGAUCCGAGAUACAUUGCCAAGAUACCACCAAUAUCUUUUCACAAAUUCGAAAACAUUGAUCCAUACUCAGAGUACAUGGACUACCUAUACGAAGCAGAAGACGCAAAAACUCGACAUACUGAACUGUAA
This is a messenger RNA of Bursaphelenchus okinawaensis, 5240 nucleotides long. The record is from the annotation of a GenBank genome assembly. Lineage: Eukaryota; Metazoa; Nematoda; Chromadorea; Rhabditida; Aphelenchoididae.